AUGGCCCCCGACGAUCAUCUUGACCUUCUUUCGUCACUCCUGACCAGCCUCCGCAACACCAAAGCCACGUUUGGCGAGAGCAGCGCCCAGUAUCGCGAGAUGAAGGCUUGGGUUGACGACCACAUCUCAGCUUCGGCGGCAUCUGCCGCUUCUGCGCAGGCAAUGCAGGCUCGGCCCGCCGGCAACGCCAACGAACAGGCUGCUGCUGAGCAGGAACGUCUGCCCCAGCAACAGCAUGUCUUCAAUCUCGCCUUUCGACCGCGCCCCCAGGGUGCGGGCUAUGCUCAGUGA
Lasiodiplodia theobromae is the source of this 291-nucleotide messenger RNA. RefSeq lists its product as uncharacterized. The record is from RefSeq and is a predicted model, not a curated record. Bases 1 to 291 code for a protein of 96 amino acids. The transcript is spliced from 2 exons. NCBI's taxonomy places the organism in Eukaryota, Fungi, Ascomycota, Dothideomycetes, Botryosphaeriales, Botryosphaeriaceae.